This is a messenger RNA of Microdochium trichocladiopsis, 726 nucleotides long. RefSeq lists its product as uncharacterized. The transcript has a single exon. The record is from RefSeq and is a predicted model, not a curated record. Lineage: Eukaryota; Fungi; Ascomycota; Sordariomycetes; Xylariales; Microdochiaceae. The annotation marks the transcript as partial.
GGUUUGCCGACGCGGGGGGAAAGGCUGCUGCGGCUAGCCCUGGGGGCUCUCUCUCUCUCUCGCUUCGUCUCCGGCACCGGGAGGAGUGUUUUCUAGAUCGGCAUUCUGAGUCAAAGGGUGAUGAAGAUUCCCCAUGUGUCAAAGACCUCUUGCAAGAAAGGGAGGCGGGAGUCUUCCGCUCCCUGUCCGGGUUGGCGGGCGCCUCUCUGUUCAAAGUCCACGCAUGUCCUGCCAGGACAGGACAUUUUCUUUUUGCCUCGGCUGUCGGAAGCUGCAAGAGUACAAUGGUAUCGAGGAAUGUGCUUGGGAAUGGGAGACGCGCUACCCGCUUGGGCGCGAGCGACUGAUUGGCGGCAGGGGGCCUUUGAGAACGAAAGAGUCUGGAUGUCGUGCAUCCUGUCUUUGUGUUUCAGCCCACUGCGGAAUUCGAUCCGUGGGCGCUGCUGGGUGUCAGCUGGGCAGCAGAGUCUGGGAUUCUGGAGCAUGGCCAGUCAGUCUACGACGACCAGUCAGGUGUCACGCAGGCGGGUUUCUGUGGCUGAUCUCAGAUUUUGGUCCAAAUGUCCACACGGUGUGGGAUCCUGGCCAGAGCCUCGGUCCUAUGUGUACAGGGAGUAAUGGGCAAUGUGAAUGAUGAGGUGCUGGCGUUUGUAUGCAAGUUGUCAUGGGCGUCCUCAGGUUGACGCUGCUCCGGUUCCGGAAUCCUCCGCAUUCUGGGAAUUUGGG